AUGGCAGAGGUCCUCUCUUCUGAGGAGGAACAGCAGGAGGUAGAGGCAGUUGCCGGAAAGCCUCCAGCAUCGAAGGGGCAGACAGAGGUUCCCAAGGAGCCCAAAGAGGUCCAGGAGACGGAAAAGGAGGCAAAGGCCCCUCCGAACCGAAAGCGCCCUGCGCCCGCCGAGCCGCUCCCCUACGGCUGGGUGCGCAAGGCUUCGAAGACAAAGAAAGGUGCCUACUACUAUGCCAACAUCCUCACUGGAAAGACCCAGGUGAAUCGACCUGGUCCUCGUACAGCCAGCGCUUCAGGCCACAGGCAGCGAGCCAACCGCUCGGAGCGCUUGGAAGUUUCGGGCUCCGCCCCAGCCGUGUCCGAGGAGCUUCGGCAGAGGCAGGCAGAGCAGGAUGCAGCCGCAGAGGCAGAGCUGGAAGAAGUCAAGCGCAAGGCCGCAGAACGUCGUGCGGCCCAAAAGGCCAUGGAGACAGCUCCGGACGACGAGGGCUCCGAGGAGUCUGGCUCAGCAGAUGACGAGAAUGUGACUGGAGAGGACGUCACAAAGUGGAAACAAGAAGAAGAGCUCCGUGAGAAGAAACAGGCGGAGAGAGAGGAAAAGGAGAGGCUAUCGUGGCCAGCAGCUUCAGAGCUCCCUCCGGUUCCUCGCGUUUUGCAGCCAUGCCUGGAUGUGCUGAAGGAUGGAAAGUGGCUCGAGCGGCACGUCUUGGGCUCCGACAAGCAGCGCUGGACGCUGGGACGAGCCGUCGGGGAAGUGGACUUCCCUAUGAACCAUUCCACCAUCUCGAGGCAGCACGCGGCGCUGACCAGAGGCGGCGCCGGGAUCUACCUGGUGGAUCAGUCCGUCCAUGGUGUACAGGUGGACGCGCAGCGUAUCGAAAAGAACCUGCGCGUCCUCUUAAAGAACGGUGCCAUGAUAAAGUUUGGGGCCUCAACGAGGUUCUCCAUAUCUGAACAAAAGGAAAGCAUGGUGAGCCGUGCCGCUUCGCUGGCCUUGGCCUUUCUCUGUCUAAGAGCCUUUUCCAUCGAGCAGGAUGCUGAGGCCGAGGACGGAAGCUACGUUGUGACCGUGGAUGCUGCAGGGGAGGCGCACGGCGCCUUUGCGGUCUCGGAGCCGAAGUCCAUGAGCUUGAACGCCAUCCUGCCCCACUGGCCCGAGGCUGCGGCGGUGACGCAGCAGAGCGUGCGCAGCGUCCGCAGCCCCGACGACAAGGCCGAAACCCAGGCCGAGGUGGACGAGGACGCAGAGUCAGAGGAGGAAGAGGACGAGAGCGAAGAUGAGGAUGGCGAGGAAGAAUCGACAAGCUCGCAGAGCUCGCCGGGCGACAAAGAGGCUUUCUCCUUCACCUACCGCCAGCACGUAGCCGGCUCCACGCCGACGGGGGAGCUGGGAAUCGGAACUCCAAGUGUAAAUCUGAACAUGAUACUGGACACGGGGAGCGACAAGUUUGUGGCCAAGACAUGGUCAACCAUUAAGGCCGAGCUUGACAAGAUCGACGCGGGUGCCUCGGAUGAGGUCUUCCCGAGUACAAAGCUUUACAACCACAAUGCCUCCAAGUCCUACCUGCAGCUCUUCAUGUCAUCACAUGGGAGGAAGGUCCCACGACAAGGUUUUAUAGCCUACGGAAGUGGCAUGGCCAUCACCAUGGAGGGCAGGGAAACCAUCCGAAUCGGUGGUCAAGAUGAGUAUGUCAGCAUGCAGAAGUUUCCGAUCUCCGAGAUCUCCUUGGAUUCCCUCCAGAUCCUUCAUUCAUCCAAGGGCAUCUCUGGCAUCCUGGGUCUUCAGCACAUGAUGAAUCGAUCCCUGGGCCAGUCCUUGUACUCCAAGCUGCGGGACAAGCGGGUGCUGCAUUCUUUUGGAUACUGCCGUGGCAAGAAGAAUGAUGGUACAUUCAUAUGGGGGGACAAGUCCAACGAGGGCACGGCCAUGAAUGUCGAAGGACAGAUGCACUGGGCUGUGAAGCUUAGUAACAUGCGUGUCCGGCACAGGAGGCACAAGGCUGCUUCGCUCCUCAGCGAUGACGCGGAUGUGGAUACCGUUUCAAGCAAGCCUUCUCAUGCGCACCACAAAUUCCACCUCUGCAAAGAGGGCUCUCCGUGCGUGGCCGUGAUCGACACGGGAUCCAACAUCUUGGCCAUGCCCUCCGAGGCGGUGAGGAUGCUGACGAAGACUCUGGACGUGUCCUCGGAUUGCUCCAACAUGGACCAGCUCCCCAAUCUGCAUUUCGCGCUCGGCGAUGGAAUUGAGAUUUCCUUGCCCCCAGCGGCUUACAUCAUGAAGGUGAAGCUCCCGUGGCUUCCGAAGAGGGACAGCGAGAAGAACUCUUCGGGGGAUACCAGUUCCGACAGUUCCGACUCCGGGUCCUCCACGGAGGCCACGCGUGAACAGCCGAAGCCAGAGAAGGUGAAGGCGAAGGUCAAGGUCCACCACGUCGAUGCCGAAGACAUGGAUGCGACGUCAGCGUUGCCGGAGGACUCUCCGGGAGCUGCGCGGCAUCUGCACCAGCGACUUCCACUUCAGCUGGCGCAGCAGGAAGAGGCAGCGACCUUUCAGGCCGAGGUUGAGUCUUUCGUGGAGGAGACGCGACGGCAGCAAGGCUUGGACUUGCGGGCAGUAAUUGCGAGCUCAGAUCUCGCGAUGCUUCUGAAAAACACCUCGACACUGUGCAUGCCUGCGAUUGUGCCCUUGGACCGCGAAACGCAAAAGGGCACUUUGCUUGUCGUCGGUGGCCCCUUGUUCGAGAGGUACUACACCCGGUGGUCCUGGCCGGAGGAUCAGAAGCCAAGAAUCUUCAUUCAGGACCUGCACAAAGCCGAGGCCUGCGCAGCGAAGGAGGACUCAGCAGCGGAAGCAGAGGAAGCUGGCAAAAACCCAGCGGGCAAGAUGACAGUCUGGAGGUCACACGAAAAGGACGGCCGCAUGAUCCGCGCCGAGAAAGGAAAGGGAAAACAUCUGAAGCAAUCCACGGUGUCUGCUGACCUCAGCGAGAUGCCCUCGGAGAUGAGGCCGCAGGAGAUGAACCUGGAGGACAUCAGGUAUCCGCACUGGGCGAGGUAUCUCGACGAGCUUUGA
Messenger RNA from Symbiodinium sp. CCMP2592, 3072 nucleotides. The record is from the annotation of a GenBank genome assembly. Lineage: Eukaryota; Dinophyceae; Suessiales; Symbiodiniaceae.